Aspergillus neoniger CBS 115656 is the source of this 837-nucleotide messenger RNA. RefSeq lists its product as uncharacterized. The record is from RefSeq and is a predicted model, not a curated record. NCBI's taxonomy places the organism in Eukaryota, Fungi, Ascomycota, Eurotiomycetes, Eurotiales, Aspergillaceae. The transcript has a single exon. Bases 207 to 728 code for a protein of 173 amino acids.
CACAGCCCAUCCAAACCCAUCCACAUAAAGCUGAUCUCCAUCCCAUUACGAUGACCAAAACCAUCGGCGACAACAUGAACCAAGAUACAAGUGUAAGUACAGCUCCUUACCAAUCCAGAUCCAACAACCCACCAUUUCUCAUUCUCCAUCACUGAAAAUAAUCUGAUUACCGUCCAUAUCCCCAACCUAUCCAGACCACAACCGCCAUGAACAAAACCACCACUCGUAAAAGAAGAGCAGCCUGUGAUGAUAACGACAACGACUCCUCCAACAACCAUACCUCCACAGGCUCUCUCAACAACCUCACCCCCAACGCAACCAACAAUGAAGAAAACAGCCACCAACCCUUCAAACGCCCUCGUCUCCCCUCCCCCUUCACCAGACAAGCUGAGCGGUUUGAAGAGGCUUUGAACAGAGAAAUUGAAGACCAGGAAGAUGCCCUCCGCAUAAACGAGUACCGGAUGCUUGCGGUGCGGGCCUUGGAGAACGAGGCGCAUGAUAGAGCGUUUAGGGAUGCUAUGGAUGUGAGCUCGACUUAUCAGCAGCAACAGCAGUAUAUCUCCACACAGAAUCCAUCUGUUGCUGCUGCUGUUGAUGAAGACAUGGACAUGGAUGUCGAUGGUGACGAUUAUCAUAACCCUCAACUUGAGGUUCAUAACGGGAAUGGAGAAGGAGAAGAAGGGAAAAUGGUAGUAAGUUCCGAAUAUCUCGUCCCCUGUUCGUGGUGAGGUAUGAAUAACAUCACAUUCUCACCACCCCUCUCAUCACCACCAGACACCCACAGCCCAAGAGGCAACACAACCAACCAUCCCAACCCAAAGCGGCUGCCUAACCAGC